AAAAAAAGAGGAAAUUAAAAAAAAUUCCUUUCUGUUCAGUUUUGGGUGUUUUGUAGUCCUCAAGGUCUGAAUUUUUCCAUGUGUUAUUGGUUUGAUUUGUUGUCCUUUUUCCAGCUGCCUUGAACAUUAUGAAUUUGAACACAACUACUAAUCAUAGGAGUGUAGGACCUACUUCGUCAAGUUAAUUUGGACCGUCCACAGCAUUUUUUAUGAUCACCAGUUGUGAUAAACCAUCAAAAUCUCAAGUAAACAUUAUAUACCCAAAUCAGAUAAUGUCCGAAUUAGUUCCGGUAAAAUAAUUUCGGGACGGAAACACGAAAAAUUAAAAACAUGGUAAUGAAACAUCGGCAAGUAGGAGGAAACUUUCACUUUGGUUACCUUUUUUCUGGGUCAAAAGAAUGGGAGGAGAAAAGUGGGAUCGAGUCAGCAUUUCAUUUCAGCGUUGAUUUUACUUACACAUCAAAAGUUUCAAAGACUAGAAAACACAAGAACUCUGCUACACUGAAAUUUUCUUUCACUAGUUUUGGAAGGAGCAAAACAAUGGAUUUAGUGUUUGAGUCAGCAUUUCAUUUUCGAUCGUAAAUUUUCAUUAUUACACCUCAAAAGUUUUCUGUCGUACCUUAUUAAAUGGACAUUAUCGUUACUUAAUCGUGUUAGCAACGUCAAUUUGCAUAUUAUGUGACGUGUUCAUUCACCCUUUUAGUAAGUAAUAAAGUACAUUUUUAUGUAACUAAAAUAUAAUGAUUGAGGCAAAUAUAUGAUAAAAGUGCAUGUAAAUGCCAUAAAUAUCUCACGCCACUUCUUCUAGCUAGCAGUGGCCCUUCCUAGUUGUUUUGGUCCAUAGAAAAUGUACCACCGUUGGCCCAACUUGAAAGGCCACUUGGAUGGAAAAUUUUAAUUGAGUAGAUCAACCAGAAUAUUCUUGUUUAAUCCCAAAUCAUGGCCUCGUCAUUCAUCCUCAUUUCUCAAUAUAUCUAUUCUCUAUUUCUUCAACACCAACCAUAUGACUUAUAUAGUCUUAAUUAUUAUGAAUCUAAAAGAAAAAUGAUAGUGACAUUGGAAACCCACACUCAAACGAGAUACAAGUUGAUCCAGUGUAUUUAUAAACUUUCACAAUAAUCAUAAUAGCGAGAUUUAAUGAUUUUGUUAUUUCAUAGUUCAGUAUCUAAAUUCAUUAUACUCUCUCCGGUCCUUAAUGUAAGGCAUUUUGAUUUAUUCUAAAUUGAACCUAGUACAUAUUUUUAAUUGACAAAAAAACCUUAAAAUGUUUCAUAAUAAUAAAGACAACGAAGGUGAAAAUAUAUUUUUCGUCAAUUAAAAAUUCGUACUAGGUGAAACCUAGAACAAAUCAAAAGACCUUAUAUUAAGGACCGGAGGGAGUAUUAUUUCUACUAGCUCUGUCGUUACUCUUAAUUUUAAAUGUUUUUAACUACUCAAAAGUCAGGUCUAGUUUCUUAAUUUUAGGGAAUUAAGCUAUCCAAUGGUUUGAUGUACUAAGGUAUGACCUGGUUUCUUAAUUUGGGUGUUUCUUAAAAUAUGUAUGUAAGGUCAAGUGGGGGCCAAGUCAGAGCUAUUUGAUUAAAGAGGAGAUAAUGUUUUGAGUGUUUCACUUUCACGCGUAUUCUCUUUCUCCACUUGGCGCCCCUUUGCACUUAUUGUUAAAGACUUCUUGUUUCUUUUCUUGGUUUUCUUCAUACUUUUAAUGACUCUUCUUUUGUCUCUUAAUUGUUGUCUGUGAAUCUCAUUGAAAUUUAAAUUUAGAGAUGUCCGAAACCUUAAUUGGUAAGUAGGAUUGCAAUACUUUUGGGAUAAGGUUACGUAUGGUUUGGAUUAUUUUAUCAGUAUUAAUAAGUUGUCUUUAAGGUGAGCAUACUCCAUCAAAGUGAUUUGUAUUAAUCAAAAGUUAGCAGUUGUCAGCCAGGCCCAUUUUUUUUGAACGUGGUAGCUAAAGUAUUCUAACGUCCUAACUGGUGAAGGAAGUUGGAUGUGACAUCGGAUUAGUGGAUGUAUAAAUCCUUUGAAAAUAAGCUCAACAGCAAGUGUGACGCUUAUCUUUAAAGAAUUUAAUACAAUGAAAAUCAAUAUCGAUGUAACAAUCAUAUUGCAUAAGUUAUGCUAUAUCGAAUGAACUUCUAAUGUGAUAUGGUACACAAAGAUUGUCUUGGGAGAUCUGUUGAAUAUGGGGUGUGUAUUUGGAUUUAAGGGCACAUUAAGAAUAAAAGAAGACAUUGAAGAACAUUCAACAAUCACCACUUUUAGUCCCUCAGCGUGUUGAUUCUGUGCUAUAUCUGGGUCGAAAUGAAUUAUAAGUUGCAAAAUGAACUGCGUUUGGAACCCUUAAUCUUAAUUUUCUUGAUUCAUUUUUUCUGAGUUAAAAAGUUGCAAAUGUUAAGCAUAAAAGAUCGAUAUAAUUAAUUUUGUUCACACAUUCUGCUACAGAGAACGCGAUGGUGCUAGGGUGCUGAGAGUUCAAAAUCUGAACAACCCUUACUCUACUCAAGGAAAUUUUGAUUGGCGGUUCAAGUUGACAAUGAACAAACUUUAUGCAUGGAGCCUAGUUGAUUAUGAAAGGGUGAUCAUGCUUGACGCAGACAAUCUUUUCCUCCAGAAAACUGAUGAACUCUUUCAAUGCGGCCAGUUUUGUGCUGUUUUCAUUAAUCCAUGCAUCUUUCACACAGGGCUUUUCGUGUUACAGCCGUCCAAGGCAGUUUUCAAGGACAUGAUUCAUGAGUUGGAGGUUGCUAGGAGUAACCCCGACGGUGCUGAUCAAGGAUUCAUAGGAGGCUAUUUCCCCGAUUUGCUUGAUAAGCCCAUGUUCCAUCCAACUAAUAAUGGCACUAUGCUUGAUGGACAAUACAGACUUCCUCUAGGCUACCAAAUGGAUGCCUCUUACUACUAUCUUAAACUUCGAUGGAGUGUGCCAUGUGGUCCUAACAGCGUAAUCACCUUUCCGGGGGCUGUGUGGCUGAAACCAUGGUAUUGGUGGUCAUGGCCAGUGCUACCACUCGGCAUCCAAUGGCAUGAACAGCGGCGUCAAACUAUUGGGUACAGUGCAGAAAUGCCCCUUGUAUUCAUCCAAGCAGUAUUUUACCUGGGAAUAAUGGCAGUAACUCGACUUGCUCGUCCCAAUUUGUCUAAAUUGUGUUAUAGACGAGAAGACAAAAGUGUUUUCCUCAUCCAAACUGGCCUUAAAUUGGUAGCUAUAUGGUCUAUUCUUGCAGCCUACAUAAUUCCAUUCUUUCUGAUUCCCCAUACUGUUCAUCCUCUAGUAGGCUGGGCCAUGUACCUGCUCGGUGUUUUCUCUCUAUCCUGUGUAGCCGUCAAUGCUUUUCUGCUGCCAAUGCUCCCGGUUUUAGUACCAUGGCUUGGCAUCUUUGGGUCUCUUUUGGUAAUGGCCUACCCUUGGUACUCUAGUGGUAUAGUGCGGGCGCUUGCCGUGUUUGGCUAUGCCUUCGUCUGCUCUCCUAUAUUGUGGAUAUCAUUGGUCAAAAUCAUGUCAAGCCUAAAUUUAUCACUGGAAAGGGAAGGCUUCUUACCCAGAGUAGCUGAAUCGACAACACCUUCCGGGUUCAACAAAUUGUACUAGACAUUAUUUGAUGCAGACCAAAGAUGACCUGAUGAUGAUGAACGAUUCUUGUAAGAAAUCUUUGAGACAUGAUAGGCAGCAGAUUUUCCAGCCUUGAGGGAGAGCAUAAGGUGACAUUUGGCGAUCUAUACCUGGCUUUCCUCGUUCUGUGCCAUUCAGUUAAUUAGGUUUGUAGAGCUGAUGGAUUCUUUCAGGGAUCUUGAGUUGAUUAUGCUCAUUAAAAUCGACUGUGUCCCAUUCGAUUUUUCUUCAUUGUAAUAGGUUGUAUAUGGGGACACGCUUGUAUUCUGAAGUGGGGUGGAUUCUUUAGGAGUUUCCAUUCAUCAGAAUCAUUGUAUUAUGGGAAUACACACUACAUUGAAUGAACUUACAAACUGACGAGAUCAAACUCUUUUAAAUUUUGUAUCUGCAUAUUUUCAUGGCAUCUAUUUUGCAGGCUAAGAUAUUCCAAAAAUCCUGGGAAGAAAAAAAUGCUUACUUCAAAUGUUCUUGUGCAAAUUUCAGCAUUGAUGAAUGUGUAGCAUGAUUUAACAAAAGCAACUUAGUAUUUAUGUGCAGGCAAAUCUUCUGGGAUGAUGUUUUAUUUUAGCAGCAUUUCCUCAAGCAAAUCAAGAUGUAGCCCUUCAGGUAUAAUAAGAUAAAACGACCUAAGCUGCUUCGUGGAUCAAAAACCAGAUCCUACUUCCUGCAUUAGUUAUGGCUCUGUGUAUAUACAUUAGUCUGGCUGAAGAAGUAUUGAUCCACAAAGAGAAGAUCGAGUUCUGCAUAUUUAAUCUUUAGUAUUGCAGACAGGAGGAAAGUGAUCAGGCAGCUUUGGAAAUUGAUAUCAUCUCUAAACAUAACAUUAAAGCCACCACCGAAAUUCCAGAGAAGUUGGAAAACCCACAAGCUCCAUCCAUUUCGGAUAAGUUCAAUCAUCCUGAGUAAGUUCCAGAAGUUCAUUGCUACCUGAUGAAUGAUCCCAGUGACAAUAUUGAAUUUGUGAAAGCUUGGGCAGCUCAAGCACCAGGUUCUACUCCUACUGUUUCCUCAGGAUCCCACUAUAUUGCAGACAACAUUAGUCAAAGUAGGAGUACGUUUGAAGGAUCAAUACGAAAGAGGAGGUCUGUGUUCAAUGCCUCCAGUUUGGCUGCACUUAAAGGCCAAAAGUGGCACUAACACUUGGGUUCUUACUGCCACGGCAGUGAAUUGGAAAUGCACAAUGUGGGUCAUGAGAAGAGCUUUGGUUAUCAGAAGCCGUCCUGUUUGUUAUUUCCAAUAAACCUUGAGGUCAAGAAUUGGUAUAUCCGACUAGUUCCUGCAACCUCAUUCACUUGGAAACAUAUUCUGGGGUAACCAUGUCCUCGCCACGCCUAAUGUUGUAACAGGAAACUUCGAAUUAGAUAUGCUGAUUGGGAGAUUGAAGGAUACAAUUGCACGCAUUAACAAUGUUGAACGUCUCAUUAAACUCAUUACAGGUGAAGAAAGAUCAGCAGAAAGUGUUGGCAGGUUCCUGGAGGAAUUGAACAGAAAUGUCGUGUGGAUUGUGUAUCUAACGAGGUAUUGUACCUUAGGGUACAAGUUUUUAAAAUGGGAGUCACUUUCGAUAAACCUGACAUGAAGAUGUAUGAGAAAGAUAAAAAAAAAUGCAGGCAUUUACUAUCUUGGAUGCUAGUCCUUUCCAAAUGAUCAAACAUUUGUUGCAUCAAAAAAGUUUACCCCCUCUAUCUCACUUUAAUAAUCUACUUUGUUGAACUAUAACUGUACAAGAAAUUUGACUUUCAAAGUGAGGCGAAAGGGGAAUUAGGGACAGUUUCUAUGUGUUCAAAACCUCCUUUUCAAAAUGAGUUCAGGAUAUACUAGCUAGGUUACAUGAUUAGAAGAAUAGAUUUACCUUUUCUUUACUUUUGAUAUGAUGAUGUUUUCUUGAUGAAUUUGUAAA
Oldenlandia corymbosa var. corymbosa is the source of this 5507-nucleotide messenger RNA. Lineage: Eukaryota; Viridiplantae; Streptophyta; Magnoliopsida; Gentianales; Rubiaceae. The record is from the annotation of a GenBank genome assembly.